Molecule: messenger RNA, 2229 nt
Organism: Oncorhynchus keta (chum salmon)
Lineage: Eukaryota; Metazoa; Chordata; Actinopteri; Salmoniformes; Salmonidae
Product: homeobox protein Mohawk-like
Exons: 6
Coding region: 1-858 (285 amino acids)
Biological process (GO): muscle organ development; regulation of transcription by RNA polymerase II; cell development
Cellular component (GO): nucleus
Molecular function (GO): DNA-binding transcription factor activity, RNA polymerase II-specific; RNA polymerase II cis-regulatory region sequence-specific DNA binding
Source: RefSeq, a predicted model, not a curated record
AUGUUCAAAAUAAUUGGGUCUUGUCUGGGCGGGGUCAAAGUUUGCCACAAGCGCCAGGCGCUUCAGGACAUGGCGAGGCCUCUUAAGCAGUGGCUGUACAAACACAAGGAAAACCCCUACCCCACCAAGACAGAAAAGGUCCUGCUCGCCCUGGGGUCCCACAUGACUUUAGUACAGGUCUCAAACUGGUUUGCCAAUGCCCGGCGGAGGUUGAAGAAUACAGUGAGUCAGCCAGACUUAAGUUGGGCUCUACGGAUCAAACUCUAUAAUAAAUACAUCCAGGGCAACGCUGAGAGAAUGAGUGUCAGCAGUGCAGACACCAACUCUGAGGAUGAUGAGUGUCACUUACAAACUCCAGCUAGCCAACCAGAGCUCUCCAGGCCCUCACUUAAGAGUGUCAUCAAACAGGAGAACGGGACUGAUCCUGCCUUCAGUGACGACUAUGUCUCUCCACCCCCCAAGUACAAGAGCAGCUUGCUGAACCGGUACAUUAACGACACCCUACGACACGUGAUCUCAACCCCUGAUGACGUCACAAAGUCCCACCUGAGGAACCACUCAGGGUCGUUCAGCUCCAACGAGUGUGAUGACAACCUCGUCUCACCUUCUUCCUCUGAGGCAGAGGCAAACUCUCUCUACCAUAUGGUCUCUCUCCAGAAUGGCUCAGGGAAGAGUGAGAGAGGCCAGAGGAGGGAGGAGGCAGAGUGGAGAGAGAUCCACGCUGCCAUGGCUCUGACUAACUUGGCCCAGGGGCAGUGCUGCGCCACAGGGACUACCACCACCAGCUGUAUCAUUCAAAAGUCCUCCCACAUCUCAGAAAUUAAGACUGUCAAAGUGUCCCUGCCAAACAAUGUCUAGACCACUCCGGGGUGAAGUUUCUCUUGAUCUAGCCUUCCCCUCCGCCAAUCAUAACCUUAACCAUUAGUGGGGAAAACUCAAAACUGACCCAAGAUCAGCAUCUAGGGACAACUUUACCCGUCUGGUCCAGGGCCACUCUGGUCCCUUGAAUUACAUAUAAUUUAUAUAAGUGUUUACACCCUUGUGUUAAAUGGUAGUAAAGAAAAAAUGAAUAAAAUACUAAGAUGGAAUCGAUUUAACACUGAACACCAAUGUAGAGUGAAGGCAAUAAUAACCAGUGUUGGCCAGAGUUACAUAAACUCUGUGAAAAUGUAAAAAAUGCACUAUGCCAUUUUCUGGUUUACUAAUACUUCACCUAAUUUCAGUUUGUGACAAAACAAGCAAUUAUAGUGGAGAUAAUCAUUGUACCAUCUAAACCGCUGUGAAAUAUAUUUUCCAUAUCCAAAAGUAUUGUAUUUUCAGAUGUUUAAAGUUUGUACAACACUGAAAGUAAAAGAUGCAAAAGCUAAACUUAACCGGAAGCAUAGAAAUAGUGCACAUACAACAGAUAUACUGCUUCUUAGACUUGCUUUCAAUGAAAUUACAGAUACAGUAACUCCCAUUUUUAUGUGAAUUCGGUUGGGUAGCCCAAAAAGUUACAUAUUGCCAUUUUUUUUAAAAGCUUACACUUUCGAAGGUAUAAACAUGUAUUUUGGGGCAAUAGACAGUGUUCAUUUUAAUAAUUUAAGAGUUGAUUUAAUACUUUCAAUAUUUUUGUGAAAGAGAACUGAAAGGACAAAUGGUUACCAUGAUGUAAAUGUAAAUAUUAGUUCAAUAGUUCUGUAGCAGUAAUGCAUAACAAUGUGCUAUUGAAAUCAUGAAAGAAUAUAGCAGCAAAUUUCAGAGUAAAAACAGAACGGAGGAUUUUAUAACACUAAAUACCCGUUUUGGAAACCUUUCCUUUGGUAGUCUCACCUCAUGGUCUGGGUAACACUGUUUUGCUUAGUUUCUCGCAGUUAACAAUGCCCAAGUAACCACAUUAGCUUUACAUUUGCUUAAAAGUGCAGUAGACACAGUGUUGAUUCUUGUUUCUUUAGAAUGCUGCUGGCUAGGGGUUUUUCAUCCAGAAACCUACAAGAAAACAUAUAUUGAACCUGCCGAAAAGAUCAUAGUUCUUUCCAUUAACCACGCUAUGCCUUACAGUAUUCUUCUUAGUCAGUAUUUCUAUCGGCUGGUAGAUGGUGACAUGUUUUGGGUCAAUGUGUGUAUUUUUCUAUUGUAACCAUGAUAUUUGUUUGAUUACAUGAGAACUAUAUUUUUCACUAUAUACUGUAUAUACUGUAUAACCAUUUUCUAUUGUUCUCAAUGACUUAAUUUAUAUUAACUUUAGGA